Molecule: messenger RNA, 1545 nt
Organism: Apis florea (little honeybee)
Lineage: Eukaryota; Metazoa; Arthropoda; Insecta; Hymenoptera; Apidae
Source: RefSeq, a predicted model, not a curated record
AAAAAAAACUUCAGAAACUACUGUAUGGAAAAUAUCUAAUAACAAUAAUAAAUCAGGAUUAAGUAUGAUGUAAGACGUUACUGCGGUUAAGUGGCAGCGGAAAUUAUCCUGAUCCUAUCCAAGAUAGAUAUCGUGGUGGUCGACGAUUAAUCAAAACACGACACCGUUCACGAGGAGAACCGAUAUUCAAUUACCGCAAAAUUAUCCUUACAUACUGAGAUCGUUGAGACCUGCUAACUGUAUUCCAUAGAAGUUCCUUCUAUGAGUUAAGAUAACGAUCGAGAGAAGUGGAUUAAUAGGCAUAGUUCGUGUUGAUUAGAAAACAAUAAACUGCAAGAAUUAUUGUGAAAAUCAUAGUAUUUAAGUAAAGAAUUUCUUUCUUUCCGUAAUUAUACCGUACAAUUUCUUCUACGUAAUUUUUGAACGAAUUCUAUCAGAUAUUUACUUGAAAUCAACUCAAACACUUUACACAUAAUCAAGUCAAAUAAUUUCAUUUAUAUGAACAUCAAUAUAUCUAUGAAUAAAAAGUAUAAAAUAAGUAAAGUUAAACUUAAAAUUCAAGAAGAAAAGAAUCGGUAAUAGGUUUAUGCGGAUCGACAUGGGUACCCGGGCACCGUCGCCAACGAGAGGAAAGGACGAAGCACCGUAGGCUCCAGGGCAACCACGACGAGUCUCCGAAUCCAAUGUGCGCUCCAGCCCGAUCAAUAACACGGGGCGUGCACCACACCGAGCCACCCUCUUCCUUCUUGCCAGCCAGGGGUCCUCGUUUGGUACCCCGGCUGACCUUCGAAAUUACCGAUCUAUAUAUCUUUGGGAACAAGGAAUUUUCUUGUCAGAGACAACGCCCUCUUAGAUUCUGGAAACAUUGUUAUUCUAAGGGAAGAAUUUAUUUUGAAAGUAAGCACGACGCCACACGAUAUUCGAAGGGUCGAAUGCCGUUCGAGGACCGUUUCACUGUCGGCGACCCGUAUUUACGUACGAAGUGGCUGCCACUCGAUCCCGAAAUAAGUCCUCGCGCGCAGGCUGCGCACCCUAAUUCACUGGCCAGGCUGAUAUGCGCGUUAACGCCGCCAAUGGUUUUAAGCCCGAUGCUCGCACGCCUCGAAAUAGAGAUUAAAAAGCGACGCACGCAUGAGAAACAGGAGAAAAAUGACGAGCUGUGCGACGAUUAUCGGAGAUAUGCGCUUGACAAGUUCAAAAUCUCCGCCUUUUUCAGGUCAGAUAAAAACCAAUUUGCCAUUGGUUAUCGGAAGCAGGAAUAUUUUCGAACGCAUAGAUAAUUUUCCUGGGAACAUUGGUGGGAAUAUUUUUGAGUUAUGAAAGUGGAAAGUUGUUUAACACGUUCACCACGUAUAAGGUGUCUUGAAUUCGAGUUGUAAUAUAUUUUAAAGUACAGUCGAUCGCGAAAAUCUUUGUGUAUUAUCUCGCAAAAAUUCAUUUUUGUUAAUUAAAGUUUUUUGCGUGAAUUUUGCAUAGGUAAUAGAUUAUAUGCAGAGAUUGGAAUUUUUUUUUCUUUUUGAAAUAUAAUUUUGCCUGGAAAUAUUU